Messenger RNA from Quercus lobata, 1338 nucleotides. Its product is annotated as probable 2-oxoglutarate-dependent dioxygenase AOP1. The transcript has 7 exons. The record is from RefSeq and is a predicted model, not a curated record. NCBI's taxonomy places the organism in Eukaryota, Viridiplantae, Streptophyta, Magnoliopsida, Fagales, Fagaceae.
CCAUUAACCAUGGCUAUCCAAACACAGGCCAAGAUUCCAGUUCUUGAUUUUUCUAGUGAGGACUUGAAGCCUGGUACAGGUUCAUGGUUCUCAAUGCGCAAACAAGUUUGCCAUGCACUAAAAGAGUAUGGUUGUUUUGUAGUAGAACUUGGCCAUAAAGUUUCUUUACAACUUCACAAUAAAAUCUUUGAUGCAGUGGGUGAGUUGUUUGAUUUUCCCACAGAAACCAAAAAGGAAAUCACUUAUGAAAAGCCUCUCCAUGGCUAUGCCUCUAGUGCUCUCCACGAACGUUUGGUGAUUGAUAAUUUGUCACCUUAAAGAGUUGUGAAAAAAUGGUGAAAUUUGUUUGAGAUUGCAGAUUCAUAUGUGAAGCAGAUGGAAGAAUUAGAUAAAAUGGUGAGGAGAUUGGUAUUUGAAAACUAUGGUGCAGAGAAAUACUAUAACUCUCACAUGGAAUCAACUACUCAUACUGUCGCAUUUCUAAAGUAUAAUGAACCUCAAAAGACAGGGACCAACACAGGCCUUAAAAGCCACACGGACAAACACUUCACUUUCAUACUUCAUCAAAAUCGUAUAAAGGGCCUUGAGAUAAAAACUAAGAAUGGUGAAUGGAUUGGUUUUGAUCCCUCCCCUUCAACCUUUAUAUUCUUAGCAGCUGAUGCACUCCAGGUAUGGAGCAAUGACUGGAUACAAGCUUGUGUCCAACUAGUUACAUUGAGUACUGAAAAUGAGAUGAGAUAUUCACUCGAGUUGUUUGCAUUCAAUGAUGGGUCAAUAUGUGUGCCAGAAGAAUUAGUUAAUAAAGAUCACCCUUUACAAUAUUGUCUGAUGAUACACAAAAAUUGUGAGAGGAUGUUAGGUGGUAGUAAAGCGACGAGCGGUCAUGUUUCAUUGGUUCCUCUAGAUGAUGAACAUGUCGAUCCAUCGAGCAAUGACCCUAUGGUGGGAGAUUGGACAGACUUUCAGAAGAAGGAACCACCAGAAGAAUGGGUGGAUGUAGUUGAGUUUGAUAAUACUUGGGGAGUUUUAUAUACUGCUGAGAUGGAGUUGGGGUUGAAAAGGGCUUUGGCGGUGAAGAAGGCUACAGACCUUCAAACAAUGGCUGGUAGUUUGUCUGCCCCUGCUGCUAAGACAAGCCAUAAGAGGAAGAAUCAAGCUAACAGGGGACGUUUGGCGAAGAAGAUCAUUAGCCAACCCAUCGCUUUAGACUUGACAAGAUCCCAGAGUAAUCCUAACCCUCCCCGUCAUGGUGUGGGUAAGGGUUUGAUGACACCUUGUGUCCUCGUCAUUAAUGAGCUAGUCCCUUCGCAAGUCCCUCUUCUAGUGAAGGAUGAGUAG